Molecule: messenger RNA, 851 nt
Organism: Anopheles nili
Lineage: Eukaryota; Metazoa; Arthropoda; Insecta; Diptera; Culicidae
Gene: RpL27A
Product: 60S ribosomal protein L27a
Exons: 4
Coding region: 84-533 (149 amino acids)
Biological process (GO): translation
Cellular component (GO): cytosolic large ribosomal subunit; ribosome
Molecular function (GO): structural constituent of ribosome
Source: RefSeq, a predicted model, not a curated record
CUUCUUUUUCCGGCUAACUCUGUGGCGAGCGGCUGUGAAACACCUUUUGGUAACAGCACAACCACCCCGGAUAUUCGUACACAAUGGUCAGCUUAAGGGUACGCAAGAAGACCAGGAAGCUGCGUGGUCACGUCAGCCAUGGCCACGGUCGUAUUGGCAAGCACCGUAAGCAUCCUGGUGGUCGUGGUAACGCUGGUGGCAUGCACCAUCACCGUAUCAACUUCGACAAAUACCAUCCGGGCUACUUCGGUAAGGUCGGUAUGCGGAAUUUCCAUCUGAACCGCAACCACCAGUUCUGCCCCACGCUCAACCUGAGCCAUCUCUGGAACCUGGUGCCACCGAAGCUGCGCGAGGAAGCGAAGAAGAACCCGGAGAAGGUCCCCGUCGUGGAUCUCGUGAAAUUCGGAUACUUCAAGCUGCUCGGCAAUGGCCGGCUUCCGAAGGCGCCCAUCAUUGUGAAGGCGAAGUAUUUCUCGCGUCAGGCUGAGGAGCGCAUCAAGCGUGCCGGUGGUGCGUGUGUCCUGCGCGCUUGAAGCGUGUAGUAGCUUAAGAUGCAACAACCACAUUAUGUAUGCUUGAUCCUGCGGCGGGGGUGUGUGAUGGAGGUUUUAGAUCACGAAGCGGCGAAAGGAACGAAUGAAAUUGUCAACAUCAUCACCCUUCGACGCCCACUCUGUCUCAAACACCUCCUCCUCGUUGAGAGCAUCUUUUCGUUUUGGUACAACGUUUAGUGUGUAUUCUUGCGCCUGAAGAAGACCGAUUUUGUGAGCUGCACGGAGAUGCGAAGGAGAAGAGUUCAUCCAGGACACCGAAAAGAGGAAGAAAAUACAAGAAACUGAUAUCAAAACCGA